AUGGUCGAGCAACACGAGCUCUCCGCUCUCCCCGCCCCCUUCGCUCCAGCACACACCAUGCUGGCCAACGACGACGAUGAGCAUGAGCAAGCUACGCCCACCUCGCGCCUGCACACACGCACGCUGCUGAAGCUCGACUGUGUGCUGCUGCCCUUCCUCGCGCUGCUCUUCCUCUUUAACUCGCUCGACAAGUCCAACAUUGGCAAUGCGGAAUCCGCGCACUUCACCACCGACAUUGGGCUCGGCAAGGGCGACCUCAACACGGCCGUCGCCCUCUUCUUCGCCUUCUUCGUCGCUCUGCAACCCGCUGGCGCCGCGCUGGGCCGCAGGUAUGGCAUGGUGGCCUGGGUGCCGUCGUGCAUGCUGCUGUGGGGACUCUGCACGAUGCUGCACGUCUGGGUAAGGAGCAAGUGGCAGCUGUAUACGCUGAGGAUUGUCAUUGGCUGUCUGGAAGCUGGCUUCUACCCCGUCACCGUCUCCUACCUCUCCCUCUUCUACACGCGCUUCGAGUUCGGCCGCCGCCUCUCGCUCUUCUACGGCCAGGCGGCUGUCGGCGGUGCCCUCGGCGGCAUCAUCAGCUACUUCGUCUUCAAGCACUUCCCGGACCGACAUGGCGACGACGCCGACGUGGACUCGCGCUGGCAGUCGUGGCAGGUCUUGUUCCUGCUCGAGGGCGGUCUGACGGUUGUCGUCGCCCUGGUCGGCUACGUCUGGCUCCCGCACAGCGUCGAGACGGCCUGGUUCCUCUCGCCUAAAGAGCGCCGCUACGCUUCGUCGCGCGUCGUCAAGGACCGAGCGGCGCAGGAAGGAGGCACCGCCAGCACAAAGCACCGUGACUCCAACGACGAGCUUGCGCACGACGGAGAGGCCCGCGGCCUGCUGACCCCCGCCCACCCCGCGACAUCCGCCUCGGCAACGCUCGACGACCGCGGCCUGAGCCCCCACGACGUCCUCUCCGCCCUCGUGUCCCCGCGCAUCUGGCACCUACUGGCCUGCAACAUCCUCUCGGCCAUCCCCGUCUACGCCUUCUCCGUCUUCCUGCCUCUCGUUCUUGCUCCGCUCACCGGCCACAAGGCCUCGCCCUCGCUGAUCAACCUCCUCACUGCACCCCCGCACCUCUGCGGCGCCAUCACUCUCUACCUGUUCGCCUCCUACAGCGACGAGCACCACACGCGCCUCCGCCCUAUCCUGGUCGGCCUGCUCAUCAUGGUCUUGGGCCUCUCGCUCGUCGUCGCCCUGCCCACCGCCUGGCCCAUCCCGCGCUACCUGUCCCUCAACAUCCUCAUCUCAGGCGCCUACAUUGCGAGCCCACUUACCGUCGCCUGGAUCAGCGGUAACACACCCAGCCCCGGCAAGCGUGCGCUCCUGCUCGGCAUCAACGGUUGGGGUAAUCUCGCGGGCGUCAUCUCUGCUUUGCUCUUCUCGCCCGCCUUUGCCGACACGGGCUAUCUCGUCCCUUUCUUCUGGACCCUCAUCUGCGUCGGUUGCUCGGCAAUUGGCUAUGUUUUGUUUCUGCGCAGUCUGACGCGCGAGAAUGAAAGGCGGAGACUGCUCGUCGACAAGUGGGACAGCGAGGAGCGAGAGCGCGAGAGACUCGAUGGCAUGGGACCCAUAGUCCAGAAACGCCGUUGGGUCAAACGUCUAGUCGUAGCCAUCCGCAAGAGCGAGCUCAUGCCUGGGUUGGCCGACUGGCUCGAAGAGGCUGUGCAAGGGGGCAGACAGGGCGACGAGAAGAUGACGUUUGUGUACGGUCUUUGA
This is a messenger RNA of Ascochyta rabiei, 1758 nucleotides long. RefSeq lists its product as uncharacterized. NCBI's taxonomy places the organism in Eukaryota, Fungi, Ascomycota, Dothideomycetes, Pleosporales, Didymellaceae. The coding region runs from base 1 to 1758 and encodes 585 amino acids. The transcript is spliced from 3 exons. Gene Ontology annotation, biological process: transmembrane transport. The record is from RefSeq and is a predicted model, not a curated record. Gene Ontology annotation, cellular component: membrane. Gene Ontology annotation, molecular function: transmembrane transporter activity.